This is a messenger RNA of Hyaloscypha bicolor E, 1189 nucleotides long. RefSeq lists its product as uncharacterized. The record is from RefSeq and is a predicted model, not a curated record. Gene Ontology annotation, molecular function: nucleic acid binding. NCBI's taxonomy places the organism in Eukaryota, Fungi, Ascomycota, Leotiomycetes, Helotiales, Hyaloscyphaceae. The transcript has a single exon. The coding region runs from base 32 to 955 and encodes 307 amino acids.
AGCUUCUAGAGCUAUCUACAAGCCAAACACAAUGGGCUACGUUCGCAAAACACUCCGCAAAGAGCACGAUACCCCUAAACGAUCACGAUUCCGGUGUCUUGUUGAGCAAGGGCUCUCGCAAGCAGAGGCUGCUCGGCGUGUCAAUGUCAAGCGCAAGACAGCGAUUAAAUGGCUACACCGACAGCCUUCCGAUCGACGGACAGGUAAAACGAGGACGGGCAGACCCCCUAUUAUCUCAGAUGAAAAGGUGGAGGAGAUGAUUAGGUGGAUGACAGGCCACUUUGACCGGCGAGCAAUGCCCCUCCAGGAGAUCGCACGAGAGCACGGUAUUAAAGCCUCUGAUAAUACGAUUUUAGCUGCCUUCGCCCGUCACGGAUAUCACCACCAUUUACCUGAUUGCAAACCCUUUCUCUCAGAAGCUACAAAACGAAAGCGAUGGACCUUUUCAAUUGAGAAUUGGGAUCGGGGGAAGGAGUACUGGCGUAAGGGCAUUUAUUACGAUGAGACUACAAUCCAAUCGAAUUUACGACGACGGCUCAAAAUCCUUCGCAAAAGGGGAGAACGACGACGACUCGAUUGCAUCCAAUUCAAGUUUACAAGUGGUCGGACAUCUAUACAUUGUACAGCGGCGAUUGGAUAUAACUUUAAGAGCAAGCUUGUGGUUUUGUCGAUGGAAGGAGAAGGAAAGGGCUUUACACAAAAGAAGUAUGAGGAGCAGAUCUUGCGAGGGCUUUUAGGAGAGAUUUGUACGGAUAAAUACGGUCAAAAGCAGAGUUUAGGGGCUUUUUGUACGGACGAAGACUACUUUAUAGUUGAGGACGGAAGUAGAGUGCACGGGAAGAAGGAUACAAAGAAGAACCAAGGUCUUUGUAAUAAAGCACGGGUGGAAUGCUUUAUAUACUCGAUCGAUUGGCCACCCUCUUCCCCGGAUUUGAAUCCAAUUGAGAACGUAUAGAGGAUCUUAAAACAAAGGCUCCGGAAUAGGAAACCGUACGGUGGGUAGUCUUUGAAAGACCUCCAGGAGGCAGUCCUUGAUAUUUGGGAAAAGGAGAUUACAGUAGAGGACUUUAAUAAGUAUAUAGACUCCCUUCCAGAAAGGCUUGAGAAAGUCAGAUUCCGGAAAGGUGCACAAACUCAUUGGUAGAGCAUUAAAGCAGCAUAUAAAUUAUACCUAAUUUGGAUGUCUUGG